Dendroctonus ponderosae (mountain pine beetle) is the source of this 1298-nucleotide messenger RNA. It is a transcript of the gene Dnaaf4, whose product is annotated as dynein axonemal assembly factor 4. NCBI's taxonomy places the organism in Eukaryota, Metazoa, Arthropoda, Insecta, Coleoptera, Curculionidae. The record is from RefSeq and is a predicted model, not a curated record. Gene Ontology annotation, molecular function: protein binding. The coding region runs from base 1 to 1179 and encodes 392 amino acids. The transcript is spliced from 4 exons. Gene Ontology annotation, biological process: cilium movement; outer dynein arm assembly; inner dynein arm assembly.
AUGCCUAUAGUUAUCAAAGAUUUCGAGUGGAAGCAAUCAGAAGAGCAACUUUCCAUUGAAGUGCCCCUUCAUGGAGUGCCUCCCAAUAAAGUGGAUGUAUUCACCGCGCCCCAAUAUCUAAAGCUAACUUUCCACCCGUUUUUCUUCGAAGUGAUUCUACUAAAUCCAAUCGAUAUCUCGCAAAGCACUUGCACGAAAACCUCCACGCAUGUUGUUUUUGAGUUGAGGAAAUUGUGCAGUGCCCUUUGGGACACUCUGGAAGUGCAGAAUCUUUCCAAGAAGGAAAAAAAUCAGCUGAAGUUGAGGCUGAUUGAAGAAGAGCACGCUCGGUUGCAAAAAGAGCGUGAAGAGAAAAGGACCAAAAAAGCCGAACUGAAAAGAGUCGCGAUAAAUGAGCUAAUUCAAGUGGAUACGCGAGAACGGAGGAGAAUCGAAGAAAACCGAAAGGCUGAAGAAUCCAAAGCGCUCGGCGAUAUCAAUGAGUGGAAAUUGGAUGUGGAGCGACGUCCCAAACAAACAAGUGCAAGUUCCCGAAUUAACUCCCCUAAAGUUCCCCCAAAGAAAAAAGUUCCUGAACUAACCCCAAUUCCAAAACCACGCAGUUCGCGCACUCUUCAGAUUCUCUUCACUCCCAGGGAAUUUCCCACGCCGUCUAGAGAGUCGCUUUUGGAGGAAGAAAAUGAGUUUCUCUCCAAGCAGGCCGAAGCGCGAAGAACUGCCGGAUUCGUUGACGAAGAUUUGCGCCCGGAGGAGAAAAACCCUCAAUAUCUACUAGCCAGAGCAGCCGAAUUUAUGAGCAAUAAGAACUACUUGGGCGCAAUUAGUGCGCUAAGUUUCGGCAUCAAGCUGCGCCCGAAGUUUGUGGAUUUAUUCCUAGCCAGAUCUGAAUCUCACUUGAAAGCCGGCAAUUUCAGCAGAGCCGUGGAUGACUGCACAAGCGCCUUGGACUUGUACAAGCCAGUGAGUGCGGUAAAUUUGCAUGAACGCGCUUUGUGUCUUGGAAGAAGAGGCGUUGGGCUGUACGAGUUGGGAUUUGGCAAACAAGGAAUUUCCGAACUGGAAGCCAGUCUUAAGCUUGAGCCAGAUGGGGAAUUUAAAACCCUUCUUCAAGAGUACCGAGAUAAACUGAAGGAGAUGGAAGCACGAGACGCGGAAAAGACGCAAAGCAAAGCGAACUAAUAUCGACCAAAACUGGGGUUUUUAAUAACAGUUUAGUCACUAUUUACAGCCAUUUCCGUCGCUCACAUCUGCGAAAACAUGUAUCGAUAGAUUAGUUUAUUAAAAACCAUAACACUUCA